Messenger RNA from Epinephelus moara (kelp grouper), 1676 nucleotides. RefSeq names its product ankyrin repeat domain 29 (gene ankrd29). The transcript has 10 exons. Gene Ontology annotation, biological process: positive regulation of transcription by RNA polymerase II. Gene Ontology annotation, molecular function: transcription cis-regulatory region binding; protein binding. Bases 485 to 1300 code for a protein of 271 amino acids. The record is from RefSeq and is a predicted model, not a curated record. Gene Ontology annotation, cellular component: nucleus. NCBI's taxonomy places the organism in Eukaryota, Metazoa, Chordata, Actinopteri, Perciformes, Serranidae.
UGUCUCCUCCGUCCGUGCAGCACUGACUGCAGAGGAUGAGCUCAGCUGACCGUCUGCCUGUUAUUAUGUCCGCGAACAGGCGCCGCCAACACCCAAACUCAGUGCGGCAAAACAGGCGAGUGGCGCUCAGCUCAGCAUCGUCCCUAAUGAACGAGUGCGCAGGAAGAAACAUGAGUCACGAAUGAGGUCUGCAGGAUGUCUUUUAAGAAGGAAACACCCCUGGCUAAUGCUGUGUUUUGGGCAGCGAGGAAAGGGAACCUGGCUCUACUUCAGCUGCUGCUCAACAGUGGGCGCGUGGACGCAGACUGCAGAGACAGUGUACGGCUGCUGCAUGUCCUGGCUGCUCAGCUGCACGCUUUAACCAUAACCCACCUGUGGUAGGGAGACAGAGAGCUUCAAGCCUUACCUCUGUGGUUGCAUGUGUGUGCUGAGUACCACCCUUUUAUUUUUCUCAUCAUAAUUAAGGUACGGAACCACAGCGCUGAUGGUGGCGUCCUACAGCGGCCAUUAUGAUUGUGUCAAAGAGCUUAUCAUGCAAGGAGCCGACAUCAACUACCAGAGAGAGACAGGUUCCACUGCCCUGUUCUUCGCCUCCCAGCAUGGAUACAAUGAAAUUGUGAAGCUCCUCUUUGAAUUUGGUGCCUCUACUGAGUUCCAGACAAAGGACGGCGGCACAGCUCUCACAGUCGCUUCCCAGUACGGACACUCCAAGGUGGUGGACACCCUGUUGAAGAAUGGAGCCAAUGUUCACGACCAGCUGAAUGUGAGCCAAGUCUUCUGUCCCCUCUCACUGGCAGUACCUCUGUCUGUCAGGAACAUGAUGGAUGGUGCCACCGCUCUGUUUCUGGCUGCCCAGGAGGGUCAUGUGAAUGUGAUUCGUCAGCUGUUGUCAUCCGGUGCCAAGGUUAACCAAGCGAGGGAGGAUGGCACUGCCGCCUUGUGGAUGGCAGCUCAGAUGGGUCACAGUGAGGUGGUGAGGGUGCUGCUCUUACGUGGUGCUGAUCGAGAUGCUGACAGACAAGAUGGAUCAACAGCAUUAUUCAAAGCCGCGUAUAAGGGACACAACAGCGUCAUCGAGGAACUUCUCAAGUUUUCUCCUUCAGUUGGACUUCUCAAGAAUGGCUCCACUGCCCUACAUGCUGCUGUUAUGGGUGGAAAUCUUCGAUCUGUUUUGCUGCUGCUGGAGGCCAACGCAGACCCCACUCAACCCAACAAGAAUAAUGAACUCCCUGCAGAUCUAACAAAGAACGAUCGCAUCCUAAAGUUGUUAAAUCCAAAAAUGUUAAAUGGAGACAGCUGAUGACCGACCUGACUGCUGCCUUCCUGCCUGCCUGUACCACACCGGUGAUGUGUACCGAGGGGAAACUAAAACAAACAAUACAGUGUCAAAUCUACUCAACUACAAUAUGUACUGUACAUGGUGCUUGCUUUUGAUUGCAACUGAAACGAAGCUGUCAUAUGUUGAAUAAAACCUGGACAAAAUCUAGAGCUACACAACGUGCAACCAAAAUGCAUCUGUCUGCCAUGUGCAUCAUCUCCUUUACUCUGUUGUUCUACAGUUUAUGCAUUUAUUUUUGUUUACCCCAGGUGUUGUAAGAUUUCUAGAUAUUUUGCACACUUUUUAUUUGCCUUUUUAAUAGAUGUAAUAAAGUGUAAAUUUGUUAUUCAAUCCUUAA